This is a messenger RNA of Centropristis striata (black sea bass), 8537 nucleotides long. RefSeq names its product CBFA2/RUNX1 partner transcriptional co-repressor 3 (gene cbfa2t3). Gene Ontology annotation, molecular function: transcription corepressor activity. The transcript has 12 exons. Gene Ontology annotation, biological process: DNA-templated transcription; negative regulation of DNA-templated transcription. The coding region runs from base 300 to 2531 and encodes 743 amino acids. Lineage: Eukaryota; Metazoa; Chordata; Actinopteri; Perciformes; Serranidae. The record is from RefSeq and is a predicted model, not a curated record. Gene Ontology annotation, cellular component: nucleus.
UCUCUGUUUGGAAAUUUACAAAAGCCACAUCCUUGCCCUUGCAUGGCAGUUCAGUGGGUCACACAAUGAUCUACAGGUGGCCUCCCAGGCAAACUGACUGAAAAGCCUCAAGGACAUGUGGAAGAGAAGGUCCAGCAAGAGCUCAUAGAGAUUUUUAGCAUCGAUUUUCCUUGAACGUACUGUACACCUGUCAGUGAGCAUUAAGUGCUUUACACAGACAGUGUGUCACUUCGCCUUGAAUCCCUCACAAAGAAUCUGGAAAGUCAAGACCUCAGCAGCGGUGAUUUGAAGGUCUGAACAUGUCGGCUGAGGUCCAUUUAGAGCGCCAGAAAAAGGCCGACUUGAGAUCUGGGGUUUCUUCUGCUUCGGCGUUCGCUCCACGUGUCCCCACAGUCACACUGAUCAGCCACAGAGAGCUGAGGGAUAAACACGCUGCACGCAGACUCCAGCCUGGAAGCCUUGAUCUAAACCUGGCAGUCAGCAGCUACUACAGAUGUAGUGAAGGUAGCAGAGUGCAGAAGGUUGGAACAAUGCCAGAUUCACCUGCGGAUGUAAAAACCCAGCCCAGGUCCACCCCACCCACCAUGCCUCCUCCACCCCCGGCUGUCAGCCAAGCAACCAGUCGCAACGCUUCAUUCACCCCUGCUACCAGUAAAUCAAUGCUGAACGGGAGCAGCCACUCUCCUACAUCGCUGAACGGUGCUCCGUCCACUCCUAACGGCUUCAGUAAUGGGCCAGCCAUGUCGUCGACGGCCUCGCUUUCCAACCAGCAGCUCCCGCCAGCUUGUGGUGCCCGGCAACUCUGCAAACUGAAGCGCUUCCUGACCACGCUGCAGCAGUUUGGCAACGACAUAUCCCCUGAGAUUGGGGAAAGAGUGCGCAGCCUGGUACUGGGGCUGGUGAACUCCACUCUCACCAUCGAAGAGUUUCACUCCAAACUUCACGAGGCCACCAACUUCCCUCUGAGGCCAUUCGUCAUUCCCUUCCUGAAGGCAAACCUGCCCCUGCUGCAGAGAGAGUUGCUCCACUGUGCCAGGUUGGCCAAGCAGACUCCAGCUCAGUAUCUGGCCCAGCACGAGCAGCUUCUCCUGGACGCCAACGCCAGCUCGCCCCUCGACUCCUCGGAGAUCAUGCUGGAGAUGAAUGAGCACGGCAAGAGAAGGACCCCUGACAGGACCAAAGACAGCUCAGAGAGAGACGGGUUGCACCCGGAGCACCUGGCUAAGCGGCCCUGCACCAUCAGCCCCAGUCAACGCUUCAGCCCCAGCACGGGUCUUCCUGCUCACCCGCCUCCCAACGGCCUCCCCACACACCCUCCCAACGGCCUGCCCCACCCACCCAACCCCCAAGUGGGACCCCAACACUAUCGCCUAGAAGACAUGGCCCUGGCGCACCAGUACAGAGACGCUUACAGACAUAAUGAACACCGCGAUGCCCGAGACAGGCACCGGCAGACAGCAGUGCACGGAGCGCGCCAAGAGGAGGUGAUUGACCACCGUCUUACAGAUCGAGAGUGGGCAGAGGAAUGGAAGCACCUAGAUAAUCUCCUGAACUGCAUCAUGGACAUGGUGGAGAAGACACGGCGCUCUCUGACGGUGCUGCGCCGCUGCCAGGAGGCCGACCGGGAGGAGAUGAAUCACUGGAUUCGGCGCUACAGCGACGUGGAGGAGAUGAAAAAAGGUGGGAGCAACGGACAGCACUGCCUUCCUCCUCCUCCUCCUCUUCCUCCUCCUCCUACUCCUCACCACAACUCCUCCUCCAACACAGCUAGCAGCAGCGAGUCACUGCCCAUAGGAACUUCCUCGGCUGCUGAAAGGCAGACAGGCAGACAGACAGAGAUCCACAGAGACUUCUUACACAGGCCUCCCUCAGGAUACCUGCCAGAGGAAAUCUGGAGGAAAGCUGGUACUACAAGCAUCCCACUCUCCCCAGCACUAAAGCACCUCCAAAACAGGCAGGAGGAGGCAGUGAAUGAGGUGAAGCGACAGGCGAUGUCAGAGCUGCAGAAGGCGGUGUCGGACGCUGAGAGGAAAGCUCACGAGAUGAUUUCAGCUGAACGCUCUAAAAUGGAGAGGGCGCUGGCUGAGGCCAAGAGGCAAGCCUCCGAGGACGCACUAACAGUCAUCAACCAGCAGGAGGACUCCAGUGAAAGCUGCUGGAACUGCGGGAGGAAAGCCAGUGAGACGUGCAGCGGCUGCAACACGGCUCGCUACUGCGGCUCCUUCUGCCAACACAAAGACUGGGAGAAGCACCACCAUGUCUGUGGUCAAGGCCUGCAGGGGAUGCCAGGGGGCAGCAGCGUCCCUCUGGGCACCCCGUCCUCCUCGUCAGUGUCCUCCAGUGCGCCCCCAACCCACUCGGAGAGCGCCCCUCCAGGAGCCCUGUCCUUGGCGGGCCAGAGCAGUAUUGCGGGAGGGGCUGGCAGCGGCAGUGGAAGUGUCUCUGCCAGCCCCAAGGAGAGCAGUUCAAGCAGUGCCUCACGCUCCACAACUCCAGCUACCCCCGCCCUACUGGAUGCCACCUCUCGCUGACGUCCGACCCUCGUCCCUUCCUUCCCUGCAUACUGAUGCGACGGUGCCCACACUCCACACAAAACCAAACUGAGGAAUCUUCAUCGCACACUGCUCCCUUUCCUCCUCCCCGCCGACUUCACUCCCUCUUAUCCUAAGCUCUUCUGAAAAUCUUCUCACUACCUGAUGACAGACUGUUUUUCUCAACUUUUCACCUUCCCACCCCCCCCAAAAAAACCUUUUUCUGUCUUUGUCUCUUUUACAACCACAGCCACAAAUACAAAGAUUCCAGCCUGGGGUUGAGUGUAGUGGAAAGCAUGAAAAGUGUCUCCUAUCUCUGUGUUCGGUCACAGAAACAUAUCAGAUGUGUUUGCUGAAAACAUGAGCUUUGACUUGAAGAUGUGACUGAGAUGUGCCCUCAGUAAUGUAAGCACGUUAAACACUGUCCACAUAAGGACACAAGACAAGGGCUGUGGUAAGGCAACAUUGAUGGGGGGAUGACUAGGCUGAUUAGCACUUGGAUUGGAUUUCCCUUUAAUUUAGCACCAAUGAGAGAACAGGACUCAGCCCUGAGAUGUGCACUACCAGUGCAAACAGUUCACUGAUGUGGCACUUACUCUGCAGUGUCCUAAUGGAGACAGGCAAGGACAAAAUACCUUUUUUCAAAUGGAUGAGGGAAGGGGAAAAACCUGUGAUGCGAUUAAUUCCUCAGAAAACACAGCUUAGUAUUUAUUAAAUGUUUCUUUCUGGCUUUAAGGGAAAAUAAAGAAAAGUCCAAAUAUUCUAAAUAAGAAUAGUAGUGAUGAUGCUGAUGCUGAUGAUAAUAAUGAUAUGAAAAUAAAUUAAUUUUAAACUGCUAACUACCUUGCUAGCGAGCCAAGAAAAUCUACACCGGACUCACCUCUCUGCACCAUUGUGAACCCAAAUGAAUUCAAAGAUGAAAAAAUAACAUGAUCCAAACCUUUGUAUUACACUGCCAAAGUGAGUAAGUAAGCGAUAAGGAGAAGCACUCAUCUUAUAACCAAACGCAAAGCAACAUCACCUCCUCAGCAGAUAAGCCAGCCCUGAGAGGACCAGGCUGCAGAGAAGCUGCAGAACGGGACCCAGAGAUAGUCAGACAUUUAAAAAAAAAUAAAGGAAACUGUGACCUGCUUUGAUCUGCAGCUGCCUCCUGCAGUCUGGACAAAACUACAGCGAUUCCUCAGUGAUGGCCCAGACUAGUGAAUAUGGACAAUGCUGUGAACUUGCCUACAAGAAAGACUUAAUGAAAUGGAUGGAAACCCUGCUACAGUGUGAUUUUUUUGUGAAUGGUAACAGAGAGGACAGAGAGGAAAAAAAGAGGAAAGUAAAAGCUACACAGCCUCAAAGGAGAUGGCGAUACAUACAUGGCAAAGGAGCUGCCAAAAAACCUCAAAACAAGCUUGAAAACAUUGUCCAAGAAGGCGUUGCAUACUCCGGAGACGUAUGAGAAGAUUGUUUGUAAGUCGUUUUUUUUAAAGCUCCACUACGAGGAGAUAUUUCAAGGAAUUGCUGUUACCUUUACAUUCACUCCCUCCUUUUCCAAAGCAUGAUAAACAUGAAAGAGCCUAGUGAAGGGCGGUGUAGACUUGGUUCUCCUCUCUCUUUCUACCUCCCCUCACCCCACACCUCCCUUCUGCGCUCUUCCCCGACUACUUGACUCAAAUCUGCCCCUGACCCCCCCCACCCCGGCCUGCUUUGGACAGAGCCUCGGAGCAGCUGCGUGGGAAGGGUUUCGAAACCUGCUUGUAGAUAUUGUUCCUCUUUUCAAAUUUCAAUAAUGUCUCUUGUCGCUGAUGUCCACAUGUGCUGCCCUUGUGUAUAUCCGGAAAGAUGGACUUUGUUUUGGUUUUGUUACCUUUUCAUUUUCCUGCUUUAAGUUUGGGCUGAGCAGUGAAGUCAGAGCACGGAGGACACACGCUUACGAGAGGAAGCCCCACAUUGUACUUAUUGUUUGAUUUGUUGUAUCUAUAUUAAUGAGAUGAAACCCCUCUUGUAGAAUAUUUUGUAUUGCUCGCAUUGUAAGACAGUGAGAGGACGGAGGUGCAAUAUGAAGAGAAUUCAGCUACUGAAUGGAACCUCAGCAACUGCCCAUAGGGUGUCAUAUAAUAUAGAUACAUAUAAAUAUAUUUAAAGUAACAUCAGUAACUUAAUGUGAAUGUACAUAGUAUUUAAAGAGGUCCAAAAAUGUGUUUGCCAAAUAACAGAAACCUUUAAAGUUUAAUGUCCAGAUUAUGAUUUUCUCACAGUACAUUUAUUUCUUAAAUGUAUCAGUUUUCCUUUUUUAUUUUCUCUCUCUCUCUCACAAUUUCAAUUUUCACUCAAAUCAAAGUGUCAUGUGACCCUAAGUGGAGGAAACUGUUGGUAACAAAGGUAAAGUCGCUUCAUACAAUAUAAAUUGAAAUGGAUGGAAACAGACUUCAGGUGAAUAGACAUCACAAGAUUUCCAUAUAUCCCCCAUUUUUUUAAAUUAAUAAAUUAGGCCUGAAAUUGAUUUAAUAUUUGAAAGAUUUACAUCGUACGACACCAAGAAAACUUUUGACACGUAAUAACAUGUUUGUGUUUCACUUAUCAUUUCUAUUUGAUGGCACAAUUUUGACUAACUUUGACUAAAUCUUGUAAUUGUCAUUCACCCCAGGUCAGUUUUCAUCCUGCAGGAGGGGAUUUAACAGUGUGUAUUGACAAAAAAAAGCCCAAAUAUGUUCAGUAGCUUGAAAAAGAAAAAAAAGUGCUCAAUUUCACUCUUUCACAACAAAUGUAGGGAUUGUCAAACUUGAUAAAAUGAUGUCAAGUGUUCUGUUUCUGCCACUGUAGUGACCCUCUCUCUCCUCAUCGACCUCUGUGCGUGUGUGCGUGUGCGUGCGUGUGUGUGUUUGUGCGCGUGUGUGUGUGUGUGUGUGUGUGUGUGUGUUUCCCCCGAGGUGCAGGACAAGCCAUUACUGUAGGAUUCAAUGACAUGCCAGUGUUAAGCUACAGUAAACCUCAAAGCUAAUUUUGAUACCCAAUCUUUACAAUGUUGCUUCUUUUUGCUUUUUAAACAGAUUCUUGUUUAUUUGUAAAGAUGCAAGUUGAGCAUAAGCUGAAGAUCUGGGACAGGUCUUUAUUUCCAGGCCAAGAGAGUAGCAUCACCUCUAUUUAGACUAUUUAACCACAUAUGUUAAAUGGUCUCAAGGAUGGCAGCAGUCUUACUCGUACAAAUUUAGUAUUGAUAAAUGUUAACCACAUGCCACAUGGGCAGCCUCACACACACUCCAUGCCUCAAAACUUUAACAGCAACAAUGUUUUCAUCCUACUUAAAUCUUGGUCAGGUCUAAUUGUCAUUCUGACCUGACGAAGAUCUGAGUAGGAUCUAACUGUUUUCAUUAUUAAAGGAGUACUUCACCCUUUAAAUGACCAUUUGUAUAACAAUAACUGACUGUGUGUUACCUUGAAUUCAAAAAAAUUAAAAAAACGAUAACAAUUUUCACAUUUUUCAAGAGCAAAAAUAUAUCAAAACAUCAGUUUACAAACUGUGCCGUAUAAUCCAAGUCUCGUUUAUCCAGUCAUAUGCUAAGACACACUAAAAUGACUAUUUUUAUUAUUAUUUUAUCUUACUAUUAAUGACACUUUUUCAACUUUAGUCUCAUCCUCCUGCAGGAUGCGAGAAAAACAAGUUUUCUUCAAGAGGCCAUGAGGCCAAUCUAAAUGGUGAAGUAUUCCUUUAAACUUUUGUUGCAUGGAAUAAGUGUGCAGGCUUUAUCUUUUUUUCUUCAUUGAUGUUUUUUUAAUAGCCUUGCCCCUGUGUGAUGCUACUCUCCUUCAACUCAUACAAACUUGGACCAAACAUGGAAUAAAUAGAGAACUUUCUUUUUGCAGUAAGUGGCAUAGGAAAUGUGUUCAACAACAGAUCGAUAAAGUGCAGUCAAUUUAUUAGAGACACAUCAUUAAAAUGGGAUAAGCUACAAGGCAGGCCUGCAUCUGUGUGUAGCAUUCAUGUAUGUGUGUUAUGAGUACUGUGAUAUGGUGUUGACCUCAGCCUUUUUGUGUCAUUUGCUCCUUUCCCCCCCAUUGUCUAAUUCCUCCACUACGACUUCUACAGCCCCCCUCCCCCUCACACUAGCUACCUCCUGUGACCAUACAGCUAACCACCAGGAGAGGUUGACCUGGACUUUGAAAAGCUGGGCUGACAGCAGGCACGGACACGCACAUUCAAAAGCAAAAAAAUCUUCCUGAAAAUGGUAAAAAACCAAAAGCGUUGAAAGGAACUGCCAUUAUUCACGAUGUUGUUGAAUAUUUAUUCCCACCAGACCUCACCUGUUUGAUCUCAUCCCACUAACCAAACCGAUACUGCUGGAUUAUUUAGUUACAGGUACACAUACAGUCAAACCUGCAUAUUACCAAACUGAACACAGAAACCAACCAUGACAUGCCAUUUGUUGUCCAAAACCAAUAAAAGCACAGACCAAAGUACUCUAUUGCCAUAGUAGGCUUUGACACAGUGUGUAUUGACAGACCAGAAAUAAUAAGGUUAGAGCUCCACUACACCAGUUAACCAAAGUGUCUGAAAUACACACAAUCAGGGCACAUGAGAGUGAGGAGCAUGCUGAAUGAACCGGCUGAGUUUCAAAUGUGUAGAAUUCUAAUUCAAGCAAUCAAAGCGCUUGUUGUCUACAUAUUGAAUAGUGCUUCUGUAAAAAUAAUAGAAGCAUCUCCUUUAGAAAAGCCUACUGAUUGCGUGUUCUUACAGUUACAAAGCCUUGCAGAGAUGAAAUGAAUGCAUGGUGGGUGUGUGUUUGUGUGUGUGACUGUGUGGUGUGUGUAUGUGUGUGUGUUUUUGUAGGAAAAAAAACUUACCUUUUUCUUCUUGUCUCUGUACAAACUACUUGAAACUUUCAGAGCUUUAAUGAAACAUCCCAGACAGACUAUAGUGGCAGAUCGAUUCACAAUAUGUAGCAACAGCUUUGUGCAGUUAAAUAGUGUGUUUGCGUACAAUAUCUGCAUCAAGACAACAUUUUAAUGGCAGUUCCAUUCAACUCUUAAAUGCUUUGCGUGUGCCUCCUUGUCUGCAAGUAAGUCCUCAGAUAAACUAAACAAAGCCAAACCCUGUAGACCAUUUAUAAAUGACCAAAAUACAACCAAAAGCUACAAGUUUUCUCUUUUAGAUUUCACUUUGGUUAAGGUUUUUUUUUUGUGUUAUGUCCCGGCAUUAGAGAACUUGAAUCUGAGUUUCUCCCUCCUGAUUUCAUUGGGUGCAAGCUUCAUUAAGUCAUGAAACAAAUGAGAUUCAUGCCGAGGUGUCAUAUACUUUUCUCUGUGAAGAUAUUAUAGAUGGCAAACGCAUAAGGGCUCUGCUGUUGUGAAAACCAUCCGAGGAUCUCCGAAACACUUUACAUCAGCCACUUUUCUGUUUGUUUAACUAUGUACAUGAUAUGGGCAAAACGCAUGUUUAGAAAAGGCAAAUAUUAGCAGGUUGGCAUUUGUCUCUCCCUACCCCAAACCAAUAACUCUACCAAUGAAGUUUCAAGGCUCAUCUGAUGUGAUGGUGACACGUCCUUCCUGUGAAACAGGCACUGAUGAAUAGCUACAGUAGAAAGCUAAGUGGCAAACAGUGGAUUCAGCACUUGUUUUCCCCAAAGCCAUGGCUCAGGAUGGUCCUGUUUUUACCUUUACAUAAAUUGAAAAAAGGGUUUAUGUUUUUUUAUGUGUAGGGAAGCAUUCUAUACUGUAUUGUGCAAUACAUUAUUACAGAAAAAAACAUGUUUCUGUAGGAAAGGUUGGCGCUUUGAAGAUCUUUCUCCCUUUGUUUUAUUUCCCUCUUCAAAAAGGUCCUGUUGCCGUUUUUAGAUGAAGUUAACUGUGCCAGAAGAAUUAAAUUCUGAUUUGUAUUUAUUUCUUGCAUGCUUUCCUCCCUGUUGCUAAUACCGCUCUUUAACUGUUCGCUCUGUUGGAUGUGUGAAGCUGUAAAACAUUCUAAUUCAGGUUAUUGUCUGUGUUGAACAAUGUAACUGUGUAAUUAAAACAUGAAAUGAA